Molecule: messenger RNA, 1002 nt
Organism: Geodia barretti
Lineage: Eukaryota; Metazoa; Porifera; Demospongiae; Tetractinellida; Geodiidae
Source: the annotation of a GenBank genome assembly
AUGCAGGGCGGGCUAGUUGCGGAGAUUCCGGCGAAAGUGCGUAAGGCAGAGGAACUCGGUUACGACUUCUUUGCAACCAGCGAGACGAAGCACAACCCGUUCGUUACGGCGGCGCUGGCGGCAGAGCACGCAGAGCGCGCGCAGGUGCGGACAUCCAUUGCGCUGGCCUUCGCGCGCAGUCCAAUGGACACGGCGUACAUGGCCUGGGAUUUGCAGUCGUUGUCCGGCGGUCGCUUCCAGCUAGGUCUGGGCAGCCAGGUUCGCGGGCACAUCGUCAGGCGCUUCAAUAUGCCCUGGGGCAGGCCAGCGGCACGUAUGCGUGAGUACAUACAGGCGAUGCGCCAUAUAUGGGGAAGUUGGCAAGAUGGCACGCGGCUGAACUUUCAAGGAGACUUCUACAACUUCAACCUGAUGCCGCCAUUCUUCACACCUGACCCUAUUGAACAUCCUGACAUUAAGGUUUACAUCGCGGCCGUCAACGAGCGAAUGUUGCAGGUAGCCGGAGAGGUUUGCGAUGGGGCGCUGCUGCACUCGUUCGGAACCUUCAAGUACAUCAAUGAAGUGGUGAUGCCCAACCUACAGGCAGGUGCGGAUAAGGCUGGCAGAACACUUGCGGACAUCGACAUCAACGGCGGCGGCUAUGUCAUCACGGGGCCAAAUGAAGAGCAUAUCGAGCGCAGCCGUCAAGAGGUCAAGAACGCCAUAUCCUUCUACGCUUCGACAAGAAGCUACGCGCCGGUGAUGAACCAUCACGGGUGGAACGACACAGCGCAGAAGCUCUAUCGCAUGUCGGUCGACAACAAGUGGAGCGAGAUGGGCGCGCUGAUUACCGACGAGAUGCUGGACGAGUUCGCAAUCGUUGCCGGCUACGACGAUGUGGUUGACAGGAUAAAGGAGACAUACGGACCGUUCGCGAGUUCGCUGAGCUUCUCGAUUCCGGUGAACUCGGGUGAGGACGAAGAGGUACUUAAGGAUAUGAUUGCGCGGUUGCAAUCGGACUAG